Messenger RNA from Colletotrichum truncatum, 1566 nucleotides. Its product is annotated as ATP-dependent zn protease. Gene Ontology annotation, molecular function: ATP binding; ATP hydrolysis activity; polyubiquitin modification-dependent protein binding. Gene Ontology annotation, cellular component: cytosol; nucleus; VCP-NPL4-UFD1 AAA ATPase complex. The record is from RefSeq and is a predicted model, not a curated record. Gene Ontology annotation, biological process: autophagosome maturation; mitotic spindle disassembly; retrograde protein transport, ER to cytosol. NCBI's taxonomy places the organism in Eukaryota, Fungi, Ascomycota, Sordariomycetes, Glomerellales, Glomerellaceae.
AUGCCGGCCUUUCCCCGUUGGAACACAACCCAAAAUGACUACCCGAUGCCGAUAGUCCCCCGAGAAGCUCCCCGACUUCCUCCCCGUAGCAUACCGUCGUUGACGGCGACGACGUCGUCGACAACCAAGAACAACACACCUAACACUUCAGCCUCAUCCGAUGCCACCAAAUCUUCCGAGCGUAGUGGUGAUAGUACGACAAACGAGUACUACACUCACUCUAGCGCUAAACGUGUCAACACUGACUUGGUAAUCACCAAGGCCCUGAAGGAGCAAUACCCGCAUCUUGAGCUCGUUGUGAUCCCAGAGUCCGUCUCCUACGAUACCCAAUGCAAUCUCCUGGCCUACGCCCAUGCCGGCUUUGCCACCUACGAGCCUAUCGAAGAUGACGGCGACGCCCUCCCCUCUUCGUUGGAGUGGCUUGUCUACCUCCCGCCCGCACGUCGCAUGGACGGCAACCUGGGCGGUCUUGCCAACGCCGUCAUCUACGGCAAGUACCUUUACAAGUGGAAAGGCUACGAGUUUAUUGUAUACCUUAUCGAUGGUCGCGACAGCACUUCAGGAUACAUCCAAACCAAGAACUAUUAUGUAUUGACUCCCGAGACGCACUACGUUGACCAGCUGGUCCUCGCCGCCGGUUCUUGGAGCGCCGACCUGCACGACGAGGUAUGGGUGUACGACCAGGGAAUGUGGCAAAAGAGCCGCGACUUGUUUGAGAGCACGCGAAAUGCCACGUGGGACAACGUUAUUUUGGACGAGGACAUGAAGAAGGCCCUCAUCGACGACCAUUGGUCAUUCUACAAUUCGCGCGAGACGUACCAGAAGCUCAAGGUUCCCUGGAAGCGCGGGCUCAUUUACUACGGGCCCCCGGGCAACGGCAAGACCAUCUCCAUCAAGGCGACGAUGCGCAUGCUGUACGAGAAGAAUAUUCCCACCCUCUACGUCCGAACAUUGACCUCAUACGCCGGUCCCGAGUAUUCGCUCGGUCAAAUCUUUGGUAAGGCGCGUCAAUUCGCGCCCUGCUACCUCGUUUUCGAGGACCUCGACACUAUUGUGUCCGACAACGUGAGGAGUUACUUCCUCAACGAGAUAGACGGUCUCAAGGCCAACGACGGCAUCUUCAUCAUCGGUAGCACCAACCAUCUGGACCGCCUCGACCCUGGUAUCUCUAAACGCCCCUCUCGUUUUGACCGGAAGUACUACUUCCCCGAGCCUAAUCUGGAGCAGCGUGUCGCCUACUGUAAGUUCUGGCAAAAUAAGCUCAAGGGGAACAAGGAGGUUGAGUUCCCUGACAAGCUAUGCCGCGCCAUUGCCAAGAUCACCGACAAGUUCAGUUUCGCCUACAUCCAGGAAGCAUUUGUCGCUGCUCUACUCGCCAUCGCGCAGAGGCAAGACAACGGUGUCAAGCGUGAUGAGAUUGAGGCUUUGACCGAGCAGAUGGAGGAUGACUGGCUUGGAGUUGUUGACGCCUCGGCCGAAGAUGAGGACCUGGAGAAGCUGAUUCUGUGGGUGGAGAUUAAGAGGCAGGUUGAGAUUCUUCGCGAGGGCAUGGAGGAGAAGGAAUAG